Molecule: messenger RNA, 1110 nt
Organism: Linum tenue
Lineage: Eukaryota; Viridiplantae; Streptophyta; Magnoliopsida; Malpighiales; Linaceae
Source: the annotation of a GenBank genome assembly
AUGUUCCUGGUGGUGAUUCUGGUCGCUGUUCUCAACUCCGGCUCCUCCUCCUCGCCGCCCACCAUAAACACCAUAGCUACAAUCGCCUACAGCGAGACAACCUCGGAUUCAACCUGGGACAAGCUCAAAGGUGCCCUCUUGAACGCCCUUGUCUUUGUGGUUGUGGUCACUGCGGUUACUUUCCUCUUGGUGCUGCUGUUCUACUUCAGAUGCACUCACUUCUUGAAACUCUACAUGGGUUUCUCUUCCUUCAUCGUUUUACUCUUCCUGGGCGGCGAGAUUGCCUUGUUUCUUAUCAGAAAAUUCAGUGUCCCCAUCGAUUGCUUCACAUUUCUGGUACUGUUGUUCAAUUUUGCGGCCGUGGGUGUUUUUGCCGUCUUCUUGUCCAAAAUGGCCAUCAUUGUGACACAAGGUUACUUGGUCGCCAUUGGGAUGCUUGUUGCUUACUGGUUCACUCUGCUCCCUGAAUGGACUACUUGGGUUCUGCUGGUAGCUCUGGCAUUGUACGAUCUUGCAGCUGUUCUGUUACCCGUUGGCCCGUUGAGAUUACUUGUAGAGCUUGCUAUAUCUAGAGAUGAGGAUAUCCCUGCUCUGGUUUACGAGGCUCGACCUGUUAUCAACCAUGAUCAAGGAUCCGGGGAAUAUGAAGGGCAAAGGAGGGCGUGGAGGCGACGUAGAGAAUCGGGAAAUGAUUCCGAAUCCGAUCACAACAUAGGAACUAGUGAUGCGGAGGUUACUGCUCCUUUGAUUCAGAAUAGAGUUAGUUCUGUGGUGGAUGGGCAGGAAAGUAGUGUCGCAUCUACUGAUAAUAGCUUUCUCGAAGGUAUUGGUCUGGGAUCGAGUGGUGCGAUAAAGCUGGGGCUAGGUGACUUCAUUUUCUACAGUGUGUUGGUUGGAAGAGCUGCUAUGUAUGAUUUCAUGACUGUGUAUGCAUGUUAUCUAGCUAUUAUAGCCGGUCUGGGUGUUACAUUGAUGCUGCUGGCACUUUAUCAGCAGGCUUUGCCAGCGCUUCCAGUGUCGAUUGCAUUCGGAGUAUUGUUUUAUUUUCUGACAAGGCUUCUGCUUGAAGAAUUUGUUGUACAAUGUUCUUUGAACCUUGUAAUGUUUUAG